Messenger RNA from Planococcus citri (citrus mealybug), 2291 nucleotides. Its product is annotated as serine protease persephone-like. The record is from RefSeq and is a predicted model, not a curated record. Gene Ontology annotation, molecular function: serine-type endopeptidase activity. NCBI's taxonomy places the organism in Eukaryota, Metazoa, Arthropoda, Insecta, Hemiptera, Pseudococcidae. Bases 740 to 1489 code for a protein of 249 amino acids. Gene Ontology annotation, biological process: proteolysis. The transcript has 7 exons.
CUUCGGUUUUUCAUUUUAGUAUCCCUUACUUCUUAUUAAAACAAAAUUAUGCCUCGAGAAUCAACUUUCACAACAUUGUUGAAAACUGCUAACAGAGCUGAGCUCAUUAUGAGAACUUGAGACUAAGGUUAUUGGAGUAAGGAGGGUGAAGGGUACCAGUAGAAAUAACUUUGGUGCGCUGAACAGAGGAAUACUGCAAUCAAUUCGAUGAGAAACUCGAACAAAAUAAAAACGUUUUCAAAAUCGUACUGUUCUGCUUGGGCAAAAAAUUGAGAAAUUUUUUGUUCGGUUAGAAAAAUUGCAAAAUUACGAAUUACAAUAGGCAGUCGGAUUGCAGUAUCACAAAUACGUACAUUUUUUUCCCCUUCUCGAAGCAAAUAUUCAUUUCAACGAUGAUGCCACUGCUUCAUAACAAUGAAGUGUUAGUUGCUCAAAAAACUGAUUUCAAAUGAAAUCAUCUACUUUCAAACGUAAGAAUUAAUAAAUAAUAAGUUAGUAGCACGAGUACGAGAAUGUACGAAGUUCACAAUUUUUAUUUUCAUCGCGUUGAUCGUCAUAAGAUGUCAUCGUUGGGUUCGUCAUUUUACAAAACUAUUUGCAUAGAAGAGCAAAAGAAAUAGUUCAAAAAAAAUGCGAAGAAUACGUGAAGUUUGCUUGCGACCUUCAGCAACCGAAGACAGAGGGAAAAUUGAGUGGUAUAGUGGCCGGAGAAGACGCUUCUGUUGGCGUAUUCCCUCACAUGGCUUCUCUGAUCAUUAUUCCGAAGAAUGAUCCGAAUUGGGAAACCAAUUCUGGUAUAUGCGGUGGCAGUUUAAUCAGUGAAUAUUUUGUGUUGAGUGCAGCUCAUUGCGUAAGCAAAGUUGGAGAUCUGGUGGUACCAGUGAAAUUGGGUAGCGUGAUCACGGCCGUUUUUUUAAACGAUUCUACCGGUGAAUUAUUCAGUGCACGAGAUAUUUUCAUUCACCCUACAUACGUUAGCAGCGGUGGUAACCCUUGGUACGAUAUUAUGCUGUUAAAACUGAAUCGAAAAGUGGAAUUCAAUUUGAACAUGAGACCGAUAUGUUUGAACUCAAUAUUUAACGCAGACAAUUACAGCAGCGUUAUUGUGGCAGGAUGGGGCCUUACUGAAAUAAGUAAAACAUCGAAUGCAAAGCAUCUCCAGUACGCCGAAUUACGCACCGAUGGAGAAAUUAUUAAAACACGAUGCGCCCAAUGGUAUUCAAAAUCGCGUGUACCACCAUCGGGACAACGAUUAUUGAUGUGCGCUGGAAGCCCGACAACAAUAAAAACCCCAAACUAUGGUGAUUCUGGGGGACCGACGAUGAUACCUUUGAAUGAUAAAUGUUCGAACGUAUACGAACAAAUUGCAAUUAUUACAGGUAUAGAUAACAAUACGGAGGUUGGAAAUAUAGCACAGCUUAGCUUUCAUCUUGUAUUAGAACCGUUUAUUUAUUGGAUUGCGAGUACUGUUUGGGAAGAUGAAUUUUAAAGUAAUGGAUUAUCAAAACCUAUGCAUUCGAGUAUUUGGCCAAUAGGUCAAUUCAAAUGACUGAGCCUGUCGAAAAAUGAAAAAUUAAUUGAGGAGGAUUCGAUUUCACUCAAUUUUCAACUGAAAUCAAUACGACUAUAAUUGUACCGCAGAUCAUGGCUUUGUUAUUACACGAUUUGCUAUGUAGUUACAAUGUACAUUAUAUGUAAUUUUCUCGCCUCAAAGUCAUAAUCAUGUUAUGGAGAUUUUUUUUUGUAAUGGUCGAUUAUUUGUAAAUACAAAAACAACAUUUGGCACAUUAAUUGUCUCAAUGUUUAGAAAAAAUAACCUCGACACUACAUAAAUUAAAUUCCUGGAUCUUCUUUCGAAAAUUUAAUUCAUAUGUCCCCCUCUCCCCCAGUAUCCCUCACAAAAUAGGCAUCCAAACAAGAGAAUCAAUAGAGCAUUCUAAAAUACACCACUAGACAAAAUUUCAGAUGCUUAAAUUGUUUUUCCGAUAUUUGAGGAAUUUUUGAAAAAAAUGGGGAAAAAUCAAAAUUCCACGAAAUUGAGCCAGAAAGCUGAAAUUUGGUUUGUAUGCUAUUUUCGACCUCUCGAGUCGAUUGGUAGUGGUUUCAAACCGUUAUGGAGCCUCCAGCAGAUUUUUGGAUUCUCCAGUUUUGGGAAAACAGCACCUAUAAACUCACAAGGGAACCUCUCUUGAGGUGUCACACUCCGAUUUGAACGGGACCGCGAUUUUUGGAAAGAGCAUAGUCUAAAACCCCCCAAACCAAAUUUUCAACUGCCCAAGUUCAUUUUUCGA